CAUACUGCCUUUGCUGAUGACCACACCUGAUCACGUGAUUUGAUCACGUGCCCUGCCGCCAGCCGUUCUGCCCCCGAGUGGAUGGUAACGACACCGAAUGACUGUCCAAGAACACAGUUAGCGACUGCUGGGUGCCGGUUGUUGGGUGCUGGUUGCUGAAGAAUACCCGUACUCGGUGAUUUUGGAUGGAAAUGGAAGGCGGACAAGGCGGGGACCCGCGCUAUCUCAAAAGGAAGGUGAAGGGGUGCACUCUGGAUGUCCACCCGACUGAGAAAGCCAUAGUGGUCCAGUAUGAGGUGGAGGCGAUGAUCCUAGGAGAGCAGGGCGACGCCAUGGUUGGAGGACGCAAAGAAUGCCACAAAAUCAUCCGUCUGAAGAGCUUGAACUCCAAUACGGACACGUCGUCGUUGGCUCGGAAAGUGGUGGAAGAAUGUCACCUGAUUCACCCGUCCAAGGUGAACGAGGUGGAACAACUGCUCUUCUAUCUGCAGAACCGCAAACAGACCAACGAGGAGCAGGAAAAGAAACGCAUCUCCCCGAGAGACUUUGCACCGUAUGCUGGCAUCGAGCUCAACGAGGAAGCGAACAUCAACAGCAUUGACGAAUAUCUGGAGCUGCUGUAUGAGGACAUCCAGGAGAAAAUCAGGGGGGCCACACUGAUCUUUCAACUGGCCCGGAACCCGGACAACCUCGAGGAACUCAAACAGAACGAGAUGGCUCUAGCGGCAUUGGCUAGAGUUCUGAGGGAGGACUGGAAGCAGAGUGUGGACCUGGCAACAACCAUCAUCUGCAUCUUCUUCUGCUUCUCAAGUUUUACCCAGUUUCAUGGACUGGUCACGCAUUUCAAGAUCGGGGCCUUGUGUAUGAACAUCAUCGAACAUGAGCUCAAGAGACACGAUCUGUGGCAAGACGAGCUACAAAGGAAGAAGAAGGCCUAUGAAGAAAUAGCAGACAACCAACACCUGAAGAAGGAGCAUGAAAAGUGCUUGAAGAAAUAUCAAAGCCUUUUGACCAAACAGGAGCAGCUUCUCAGAGUUUCUCUCUGCCUGCUGUUGAACCUGGCUGAAGACACCCACACCGAACUGAAGAUGAGGAACAAGAACAUAGUUCAGAUGCUUGUGAAGAUCCUCGACAGGAAGGACGAAGAGCUGCUGUUGGUAGUCGUCUCCUUUCUCAAGAAACUUUCCAUCUUCUUGGAGAACAAGAACGACAUGGCUGAGGUGUUUGCAGUGGAGAAGCUGGGCCAGCUCGUCCCGUGUGAGCACGAGGACCUCUUGAGCACCACGCUGCGCCUCCUGCUCAACCUUUCCUUCGACACCGCUCUGCGCAACCAGAUGGUCCAGGCCGGACUGAUUGACAAACUCUCCUCACUGCUGGCGGACGAGGGCCAGAGGCAGCUCAGCAUGUGCAUCCUCUACCACAUCAGCAUGGAGGACAGGUUCAAGUCCAUGUUCGCCGCCACAGACUGCAUCCCACAGCUCAUGAGGAUGAUUUAUGACUUCGGAGAGCACAAGAUGGAUUUUGAGCUCAUCUCGCUGUGCAUCAACUUGGCAGCCAAUAAGAGCAAUGCCCAGGUGAUGUGUGAAGGAAACGGUCUGAAGAUGCUCAUGAAACGCUCCGCCAAGCUGAAGGACGUUCUGGUGAUGAAGAUGAUCAGGAACAUUUCCCAGCACCACGGCCCCACUAAAAGCUUAUUCCUGGACCACGUUGGGGACUUGGCGGCUCAGAUCAACCAGGAAGAAGCUGAAGAGUACGUGAUCGAGUGUCUGGGCACCCUGGCUAACCUCACCAUCCCCGACCUGGACUGGGCGCUGGUCCUGAAGGAGUACAACCUGGUGCCCUACCUGAAAGACAGACUUAAACCAGGUGCCGCUGAGGAUGAUCUGAUCCUGGAAGUGGUCAUCUUGAUCGGCACUGUCUCCAUGGACGACUCCUGUGCAGCCAUGCUGGCAAAGUCUGGCAUCAUUCCCGCUCUCAUCGAACUGCUUAAUGCCCAGCAGGAGGAUGACGAGUUUGUCUGCCAGAUCGUCUACGUUUUCUACCAGAUGGUCUUCCACAAAGCCACCAGAGAUGUCAUCAUCAAGGACACGCAGGCUCCGACGUACCUCAUCGACCUGAUGCACGACAGCAACGCCGAGAUCCGUAAAGUUUGUGACAACACGCUCGACAUCAUCGCCGAGUACGAUGAAGAGUGGGGGAAGAGAAUCCAGAACGAAAAGUUCCGCUGGUACAACUGCCAGUGGCUGGAGAUGGUGGAGAACCGGCAGAUGGACGAGACGGGAGAGCCUCUGCUCUUCGGGGAGGACGGAGAAUCCUUCGCCGAGAACCGGGAUCUCCUGGAGAGACCCGACCUCCUGUACAGCACAGAUGGGAUCAUGUCGGCGGAUGGAGCCAUCAGUCCGGACUUCUACGGCAACUUCCAGAACGACGAGCUCGGGCAGGCGUACAUGGGAAGCGUGUCGGAUGAGUUUGUGACGUCGGCUCCGGAUCCGGCCGACCGUCCGGUCAGCGCUUAUGGCUUCCGACCGGAUGAGCAGCUUUUCAACUACACCGCUUCCUCCCAGCUGACUUGGAAUCUCGUACACGCAAACGCCGAUCCAGCUUCAGGCUGACUUGGCGGCUGCAAUGAUGGAUGGCUCCGCUGCGGGAUGGAGGACGCUUACGUACAAGUUCUCACAGGAAUAUUCCCACACUUCCAACACUCCAUUACGGAAAUUAGGCCUCAACUGUCGUCUUUACUUCUAGAGAUUUGAAGGCAGCUUAGGCCUCCAUUUGUGGAUUUGUGAUGAGGGAGUUUUUUUGCACUGUUGAAACGCUCUUAUGAUUGUAUAAGGUCAAAGCACUGGAUUAUUAGCAUGUUUAUGUCAAUAUAAGUUAUUAGGAAAAUAAAUGUCUUCUCUUGUCUUGAAAGUGGUGGGGGCGCUGGCAAAAUGUGUCAUAACCAUAACCUCUAACCUAUGACCCCUAACCACCAACAUUAACCUAUGACCCCUACCCUAACCACCAACAUUAACCUCUAACCUAUGACCCCUACCCUAACCAACCAUAACCUCUAACCUAUGAUCCCUAACCACCAACCAUAACCUCUAACCCUUGACCCCUUCCCUAACCAUGAAGCAUAACCUCUAACCCAUGACCCCUAACCACCAAGCAUAACCUCUAACCCUUGACCCCUACCCUAACCACUAAGCAUAACCUCUAACCCAUGACCCCUACCCUAACCACCAACCAUAACCUCUAACCUAUGACCCCUACCCUAACCACUAAGCCUAACCUUUGACCCCUAACCACCAACCGUAACCUCUAACCCAUGACCCCUAACCACCAACCAUAACCUAUGACCCUAGCCUAACCGCCAAUCAUAACCUCUAACCCAUGACCCCUAACCAUAACCUAUGACCACCAACCGUAACCUCUAACCCUUAACCCCUACCCUAACCACUAAGCAUAACCUCUAACCCAUGACCCCUAAUCACCAACCAUAACCUCUAACCCAUGACCCCUAAUCACCAACCAUAACCUCUAACCUAUGACCCCUACCCUAACCACCAACCAUAACCUAUGACCCCUAACCACCAACCGUAACCUCUAAGCCUUGACCCCUACCCUAACCACUAAGCAUAACCUCUAACCCAUGACCCCUACCCUAACCACCAACCAUAACCUCUAACCUUUGACCCCUACCCUAACCACCAACCAUAACCUCUAACCUAUAACCCCUAUCUUAACCACCAAACAUGACCCCUAACCACCAACCAUAACCCAUGACCCGUACCCUAACCACUAAGCAUAAUCUCUAAACCAUGACCCUUAAAACUCUUCCCCUUUAAGACCAAGCAUAACCCUAACCCACAACAAGUCUUUCCCCUAAUCCAUAAUCCCCCCCCCCUCCAAGUGUUUUGAACUAUACAUGCAUUGUUUUGUGUAAAUGUUUGUGAUUUAUUUUCACGUGUUUAUGAGUAUGCAGAAUCAGAUUGACUCUCUGAUGUGUCCAUUUUUCCAUCACAUAUCCUGUUAGAUUGACAGCUAGAGAGGGGCGGGGUCUACCCUCAACUGGUUUUCAAUCACUAACAGGACACGUACUGUACAUACAAACAACCCGUAUUGAACCAAUAAAACGCUACAAAUCAACUAACAUGACUGUGGGAGUACUCUGAUGCAGUAACCUCUAACCCGUGAUUGUGUGUUUAAAUCCUCAUUUUAUUCAUCUUAAGGGAUACAAUAGAAAAAAAGCCUUUUGUGGGGAAGUGGUUAUUUUU
Doryrhamphus excisus (bluestripe pipefish) is the source of this 4259-nucleotide messenger RNA. NCBI's taxonomy places the organism in Eukaryota, Metazoa, Chordata, Actinopteri, Syngnathiformes, Syngnathidae. The record is from RefSeq and is a predicted model, not a curated record.